AUGGAUCUAGACCUAAAUGUUACACUGGAAGAUCUAGAAGAUCCUGAAGAUGUAGUUCAUCCAAAAGAAGCUCAAGGUGAUAUAGAACAUGUAGAAGCUGCUGCAGUAGAAGUUCACAUAUCUGGUGGCAACACAGGACCAUCAACAGAAACUGAUGUACUUACUGGGAUUACCCUAUCUAGCGAUGAUUCAGGUGGAGAAGAUGAAGUUCAGUCAACUCCAAGUAGCCAGCCAACUGUUGACAAACCAUAUCCAGGGAUGAUGUUUGAUAGUUGGGAGCAAGCUAGAGUGCAUUAUAAUCGGUAUGCUAAGCAUGUAGGCUUUUCAAUAAAGUCUAGUACAUCCAGAAACUCUAGCAUUGAUAAGGAGAAAGACAAAUGUCUAUUUGUUUGCAACAAAAGUGGGAAGAACCCUGAUAUCAAUAGGCUGGAAGCUCCACCAGUGAAACUAAGAAAUCGUGCAAUAACUGUUAAGACUGACUGCAAGGCACGUCUGCGAGUGAAAAGAAGAGGCAAGAAGUGGCAUGUAACAAUGUUUAUAGAAGAGCACAAUCAUCCAUGUGUCAAGAAAUUUUCUUUGAAAAGGUUCUUGAGAUCCCACAGGGGAAUCCCAAAGGAAGAAAGGGACUUCAUCAGGCUACUUCACAAGGUUAACCUGUCAGCUGGAAGAGUGAUGUCUAUUAUGGCAGAGUUGUAUGGCAAGCUUGCUAAUGUUCCAUAUGUGACAAAAGAUGUUAGCAACUUCAUGGCAACACUUGAUGUGCCAGAAACUCAGCAAGACAUGUCAUUGUUACUUGCAGAGUUUGAUAAGGUGAAAAAGGAUGAUCCGCAGUUCUUCUCCAAGAUAGAUGUUGAUCAUGAUCACCGAGUUCGGCGGAUUUUCUGGGUUGAUGGGCCAGCAAGAGCUGCAUACAAGAUUUACAGUGAUUGUUUGUCUUUUGACACUACCUACAUGACAAACAUGUACAGCAUGCCCUUUGCGCCGUUCAUUGGGAUAAAUAGGUAUGGUCAGUCAAUUCAACUUGGUUGUGGGUUCCUAAAAAAUGAAAGGGUGGAAGAUUUUGUUUGGCUAUUUGAGGCAUUUCUUGAGGCGAUGGAUGGUUUGCACCCAACUAACAUCAUCACUGAUCAGGAUGGUGCAAUGAGGAGUGCCAUUUCGGAAACUUUUCCAGAUUCAUGCCACAGGAAUUGUAGAUGGCACAUAAUGCAGAAUUUCCAACCUGUGCUAGGAAAUGACAUGGCUAAGAAUGAAGAUCUACGGAGAGAGUUCAAUGAGAUAAUUGACCAUAGCAUGACAGAAGAUGAAUUUGAAAGAAGGUGGGCAGAAAUGAUCAUCAAGCACAAUGUAGGGGACAACACACAUUUGAAGGACGUCUAUGAUCUGAGAUCCAGUUUUGUCCCUGCUUACUUCAGGGAUAGGUUCUUCCCGUUCCUACAAACUACAGCGCGUAGUGAAGGGUUCAAUGCUGUUUUGAAAAGAUAUGUUAGACCACACAACAGCCUCGUGCAUUUCUUCAGACAAUACAUGAAACUACAAGAGAAAAUUGAAGUUGCAGAAGAUGGUAAUGAAUUUGAAAUGGAAGAAAAAACUCUAAGGAUGUGGGGAGAGUGGCCACUUGAGAAACAAGCUAUACAAGUGUACACCAGGCCCAUCUACCUGCGUUUCAGGGCUGAGAUUCGUAAAGUUACAUCUUACAAUGCAAAUCUAGUUGAGGGACAUAUGUUUGAUGUUGUUCCAAUAACAGGAUCAGUUUAUGGAUAUGGCAAGAGAUCCUACAGGGUGGAAGCUAACAUGCAGGAAUCGACCUACACAUGCGAAUGCUCUAAAAUUAAAAGAGAUGGUUUGUUGUGCUGCCAUGCAUUGCGAGUAAUGGCUCAGGUUGGUGCUGUGGGGUACAUACCGCCGCAUUACAUACUGCCAAGGUGGCAAAUGCCACCAGAUGACAUUGUUACACAGAAAGUAGACUUGCCUGAUGUCCCUAGUGACAGGAAGUUGUCAAUUAAAGAGAGGAAGCUGAUCCGGUAUGGGACACUGUGCAAUGAUUUCACAGACAUAGCUAAAGUAGCAUCCGAAUCGGAUAAAAGCAAGGCUGUAGCUGAUAAGUACAUGUUAGCUUUGUCAAAUGAACUUAAGUCUAUGAAGUUAAGUGAAGCAGCAAAACGAAAAGCUAAACAGAAAAAAGGUGGACAUGUUGAAGAUACGUCAAAAGGUGAGUUUGUUGGUGGCAAUGCAAAUCAAAAGAGAAAGAACAUUGAACAAACAUCCAACUGGGACUUUGUCGGUGAUGAUGGCCAGGGGAGUGCGUCGCAGCAACACAACAUUAGGGACCCUACAGUAACUAAAACUAAAGGACGUCCAGGGGAGAAACGGAAGAAGUCUGGGUUGCACAUAAAAUCUACAAAACCUAUGAAAUGCAGUGGUUGUGGGUCUGAGAAUCACACUUUAGCAUCAUGUCCUUCAAAAAUGUCUACUGCACCAGAACCUACGGAGAUCAACUUUUUCCGCAACAUGGUUUAG
Molecule: messenger RNA, 2517 nt
Organism: Lolium perenne
Lineage: Eukaryota; Viridiplantae; Streptophyta; Magnoliopsida; Poales; Poaceae
Product: protein FAR1-RELATED SEQUENCE 5-like
Molecular function (GO): zinc ion binding
Source: RefSeq, a predicted model, not a curated record